Acanthochromis polyacanthus (spiny chromis) is the source of this 3956-nucleotide messenger RNA. Its product is annotated as somatostatin receptor type 5. Bases 471 to 1490 code for a protein of 339 amino acids. Lineage: Eukaryota; Metazoa; Chordata; Actinopteri; Pomacentridae. Gene Ontology annotation, molecular function: somatostatin receptor activity; neuropeptide binding. Gene Ontology annotation, cellular component: membrane; neuron projection. Gene Ontology annotation, biological process: neuropeptide signaling pathway; cellular response to glucocorticoid stimulus; regulation of insulin secretion. The transcript has a single exon. The record is from RefSeq and is a predicted model, not a curated record.
GGCUCCCAGGGAGAAAGAAGCGAUCAGGCAAGCGUCCCAGCUGCUGUCCUGCUCUGUUCCACACUGCUGUGCGUCACAGAGAGAGUUUUGUCAGUGUGUGAGGGAGAAAGUGCACAUGGGCAUCGCAGAGAAGCGUGCUGUCUCCACCACACAGGAAUAACUUUUUACAGUUCUUUUUGGUUAGAAGAUAAAAGGCAGCAACGACUGACUGCAUGAGGGGAGUUGACGAGCUGCUGAAUCCUGCCUGUUCUUCAACCCUGUUUGAUUUCCAGGUUUCUUGGUUGACUUGUUUACUCAUCUCCCUCUGAGUACUUUGUACUUCCAUGACAGGGAGUCAAGAGGUGACUUUCUAACUGCUUGCAAAGGAAUUUGAAAAGUAGCAGAGACUUUCUCCCUCUGGCCUGUCACCCUUUUGUCAUCUUGUGUUUUUAUCCUUUCAUUUGAUCAAUUGUCAGAAAAACCGAGGCAGAAUGGACACCUCGUUUCAAUUAGAUACAGACUACAAUCACACCUACGUUGACGAACAUUUCUACUAUGUGGACCAUGUUGAUGGUUUUGGUAUCACUAUGGCCAUUCUCUACCUGGUGGUUUGCAUCGUAGGGCUCGCUGGGAACACUCUCGUCAUCGUCGCCAUUUUAAAACUGGACAAAAUGUCAUCUUCCACAACAGUGUAUAUCUUCAACCUGGCACUGGCCGAUGUACUCUUCAUGGUCGGUCUGCCCUUCAUUGCCACCCAGAACUUCCAGAACCACUGGAUGUUUAGUGACAUUGCGUGCAAAGCGGUCAUGGUGCUGGACGGCAUCAACCAGUUCACCAGCGUCUUCUGUCUGACAGUGUUGAGCAUUGAUCGCUACAUGACACUAGCUGAGCCGCUUCGGUUUGCCCGUUUUAGGACGCCACGCUGCGCCAAGAUCGUGUCGGCGUUUCUGUGGCUGUUCUCCUUCCUCACCAUUCUCCCCAUGGCAGUCCACUUCUCAUCUGUUGGAGGCAUAUGCAUGCCAGACCUCGUCUCGGAUACCUGGCGGCUCGGUGUCCUCUCUUACACCUUCGUUAUGGGCUUUGCUUUGCCCUUCACUGUAAUGACAGCCUCCUACACGGCGCUGCUGCUUACCUUGCGGUCCCAGUGCCUCAGAACCUCAACGCCAAACCAAGAGGUUCACCGGAUGGAGCGACAGGUCACCAAAAUGGUAGUGACGGUGGUGGUUGUGUUUGGCAUGUGCUGGCUGCCAUUUUACACCUUCAACUUCUGCUCUCUGUAUCAAAGCGGCCUGGUCCUGACCUUCACCAGGGCUUUUGAGUUUGUGGUGCUGCUGUCCUACUCGUGGAGCUGUGCUAACCCCAUCCUCUACGCCUGCCUUUCCGACACCUUCAGGAGGCACUUCCGCACCCUGCUCUGCUCUGUCUCCAAGUCAUCUCCCAGCAUGCAAUGCAACACUGAACGGUAUGACCUAAAUGAUACAGUGGUACAGGAUGUCGCAAUUCUGCUUUAAAGAGAAGGAAAACUCACUGUUGCCUGUCAUGACUUACUGCAUGCUCCUUUUGAACUUCUUUAAAUCCAUUUAUUCACUUGAUGGUUUGUAGAUAUGUGGUAAAUUUAGAUAUGGCUUCUCCACUUAACCUGGAUUGUACUGAAAGUACAUUAUUUUCCUCCAAAAAUAAAGAUGUACAUAUUUUGUACAUUGUUGUGCCUUAGGUUUGCAGAUUUGCUCUAUUAGUGAUUGUAUAUUGUGUCUUUAUGAGGAGAAUUCUGUUCAUUGCUGCCUCAACUGCUGAUGCCAAGCUGGAAGGUUUCCUGUGUCCUUCAUGAAAUGAAAAAAUGGACUUUCCAUUCUGUCUUUGGCAAAGAUUCUUUCACAGCAAAAGAAAUGCAAUAGAAUGAGAAAAUAUUCAUCAACAGCACAAUUCAGUUAGAUUUAGCUACUUCUCAUCACCCUUUCUGCAUUUGAAUACCAGGUCUUGAUAGAGUAAUGGUCCACCUCCUGCUCUGUGUGACUAAGUCCUGUUGUAUAAUUUCACUUCUAAGAACUCAGACCCCGGAGGCAACAUGCUCCACUGCAUCUCUUGUUGUACUGCUUUUCAGCAGAACUAAUAAAAUGCGACACAAAAGGGAUAAAGUGUGGACAGGUGGAGUGUAAACAGAAUAACGCUGGCCACAUGCCUUUGGCUGAACAACAGCGCAAACAUGCAGAUGAAUACUCAGCAAACAGCAUAUCCACGACUCCCACAGCUGGAUUAUGUCCUUGUGGCUUUAAGUGUAUGAGGGCAUCAGAUGAGUGUGUUUGUGCUCGGGUGGCCACAAGCGUGCUCCUGCGUAUUUGUGUGCAGGCGUUUUCACAUGGGAACCAAAUGUGUCUCAGGCUUGUAUUCUGUUUGAUGUUGAUAUAUGAAAGAAAGGCACUUAAGCAGAUUCCCAGGUUUAUUUGUGUGCAUCUGUUUGCUUCAUGAACUGUAUAUUAUUUCUGUGUGUAAAAUACCAGCAUGUGCUCUUUUACAGCUCCUAUGUCAGUCAUUCUGUAAAUAUCUGCUUUAUUCCCCACGUGGGGAGUUUUUAUCUUGAUGACAUUGAUUUUAGGGUUAUCCAAUGUUAUUUGAAAGGAUUUCAUAAAUAUGUACAGCAGAUAAUCCAUCAAUUUUGAUUAUACAUAAACAUAAGAAUAACCAGAACUGAGGAGACUGUCUCAUAACAGUUAAACUCUUUCUUUAAUUUAGUAAUUCCUUGCUAUAAAGCGUCUUUCCCCUGUCAGGUAUGAUGAUUUCAACUGUGGAAGGCAACUAUACUCAGUCAAGCAAUUAUAAAGCACCUGUAUUUUACUGUGUGUCAAUUUAUGCUACUUGAUAUAUGUACAUUUAUUUGACAGAUUGUGUUAGUAGCUAUCUUUCUACAUUAAAAUCUAUAAUCAAACCUUAAAAUAUCCAUAGUAUGUGAUGCACUAUUGUGGAUUAAUGUAUCCAACAAUACAUGUCGUAGUUAUAGUUUAUUCCACCUUAGCCUGUACUGUAACCUGAUGUACAUGUCACUCAGUCGGUCAUAAUACUGCAUACUCAAAAGGCAUGCCAUACUAUUAUUGAUUGACCUUUGCCUUGGUCUUUGCCUUCAAAUAUUAUGAGCACAUCGCUGGCAAUACUUCUGUGGUAAUUUUAAUUAGAGCAGAGUUGUAUUGUAAAUACAGUCCAUCCAAUCACAGUAUUCAUCCAAUCAACAAAUAAAUGCAAUUUAAACGGACAUAAGUAAGUAUUUUUUGCCCAUAAAGGUGCAGAGAAACAACACAGAGGACAACUGGAUUCUCAGACCAGAUACUGGCAGUCAGUUAUUGGUUAUGUAACUAUGCAUGAAUAAGAAAAUGAUGUCAGCGACAAUCUCUAUUGUGGUGAUAGAAACAUAAACCACAUGUCAAAAUGAGUACAAGAGUUGUGAGUGCUUGUUUUGAAAACAGACUAUCAGUAUAAACCAGUUACGCCACAUCUACACAAAAGGAAACAUAUGUUGUUACUGACGUGAUGAAUCACAUCAUGUUGCUUAGGCUUGGAUUUCACUAAUAUGGAUUAUAGCUACUUUGUCCUGUCAGUGCCUUUCCAGAUACUGUCUAAAUAAAUUUGCAUUCUAUGCUUUUUUUCUGCUUUCUAAAGUAUUUUAACGCAACAGAAUGAAUCACAACUUACCCACAUGUCACUUUGGGGUUUUUUUUUUUAUCAUCUGUUCUAUCUCAUGUGUCAAAUUGAAUGCCAGGGAAAUAGUUGUGUGUAUCAUAGUGUGAGAAGGAUUCAUAACCAUAUUUGGAAAUGACCAGUGAAUGUGUUGUAUUUGGCUGAAGCUAGAAAAAUGCUGCUUGCUCAUCUAAUGCAUCUGUAUUAAUAACUUGAUCAUGUAACAUAUGAUUAUAAACCAGUUUUGUAUAUUCUGAUGAUGAUACUUCUGUAUUUUUACAAUGUUGUAUGAAAGUUUAAUCAAAUAAAGA